This is a messenger RNA of Coniophora puteana RWD-64-598 SS2, 2091 nucleotides long. RefSeq lists its product as uncharacterized. The record is from RefSeq and is a predicted model, not a curated record. Lineage: Eukaryota; Fungi; Basidiomycota; Agaricomycetes; Boletales; Coniophoraceae. The transcript is spliced from 12 exons. The coding region runs from base 1 to 2091 and encodes 696 amino acids.
AUGGGGCUGUUGAGGGCUGAGGUGGACGUGAGGAGGCCGAGGUCGAGGAGAGGGCGGAGAUCGAGUGACAGGGGUGGUCUGGAGGGUGGGCGUGAGGCAGUUGGGUGGAGAGGUGGCUUGAGGAGGAGGGGGGAGCUGGGUGAGAAGGGUGAGGGAGGAGAUGGACAUGGAGGUGGUGGUGGUGGUGCUUACCGUUGGUGGGCACGUCCACUCCCCAUCUUCUCCUUGCUUGAGGGCGGCAAUGAUGGGGAUGGUGGCGGGCGAGCACAAUAUCAGCGACGAGGGGGAUCACAAGGGAGGGAGGGAAAGGGAGGGAGAAAGAGAGGGAAAGGGAGGGAGAAAGAGAGGGAAAGGGAGGGAGAAAGAGAGGGAAAGGGAGGGAGAAAGAGAGGGAAAGGGAGGGAGAAAGAGAGGGAAAGGGAGGGGAAGGGCGAAGAUGGGAGGGAGGUUGUGGGAGGGGAUCAAGCCUUUGUCGGCUAUUCUAAGCUCGCCCAUUCCUACUCUCUCACCCUCUCACCUCCCGUUUCCCACCUCCCCUUGUCUCCUCCCUCCUUGCAUCUGCCCUUGUUGCCACCCCCUCUCCUCCUCGUGUCUGCCCUCGUUGCUGCACCCCUCUCCUCCCUCUCCUCCUUGUGUCCAAGCCACGCCCCCUCUCCUCCCUCUCCUCACGUCCAAGCCGCACCCCAAGCUGCCCUCAAAAGGCAACUCCCCCCUCCAAGCCCUCCUCAAAAGCAAGCCCGCAACGUGCUUGACGUCAAGCCCACGUCGGGACCACCCUCAACCCUCCCGCUCCCUCUCAAGACCAUCCAGCCAUGCGCGGCUUUACGGGUAACGGCGGAUUGUACUAUAGCUCACCUACAUGUUGUCUAUACUCUCUUCUCCAUGCUCUCACCACAUGGAGCCUUGUUCAUCAAGUCUACAGUACCCCGCGCACCCGAAGCCAAGUCUUUGUGUAUAAUGUCCAGCUAUCAUACAAAAGCCACUCGCCGUGAGGUUACCAAAUGUCUGACAGCCAACUGGUAUUGUGACCCCGCAGAGUUCGACCCACGUACAUGGAGCCCGCACCGUUGUCCCAGUGGCUAUUGGAAUGCGUUCGACGCAUACACCCUCACCUCCAACAACAAAAUGCUCAUCACGUCCCCCAACACGCCCUUCACACCCAAGUAUCGCAAUACCGAGCAGGAGCUCUGCGCUCGCAAAGAUGGCCGUCUCGGCCAAGCCGAUCCCUUCCAGUGGCCCACUGCCUUCCACCCUUCCAUGCCGUGGUCUUACUUCGAAAACGAUCCCAAGUUGACUUUCUUGUGGUGGACACCCACAGACAAGGACAUCACCUGGAGUCACCCGGAGCAACACACCACAGGCACCCUCGACGGCAUUGGCUUCUCUAGACUCCGCACCCUCUUGGACGUUGCUGAGGAGCGUCACAGACAACAUCAGAACAUCAAGCCCGUUGUCCUCAACGACAUGAACUGGCUCAAGCGCGCGCUUCGGCACCUCUACGACAUCCUCUACCAAUUCCGACGAGUUCCCGGUGACUAUCGUUCCAUUCUCCUUGACGUCACCAACUUCCAGCGUGGGGUGAUGGACGUCUGGGCGUUCACCAAGUGGUGGCUCCGUAUCAAGGCGGGCUUCUAUGCCCGCGACUCAUCUCUAGUGGAGGGGCACAGUGCUGAGGAUGAGACCUCCUUCAAAUACAAUGGCAUCUCGGUCGACCUCCUUGGCACUGGCCUCAAGGAUAUUCUCGAGCGGGGCACGUCCUUUGCCACCAGCAGGCGCUCCUUGGCUAUCCCCCCUGCAGCUGGACCUUCUCGCUCCAAAUCAUCAUCCAAGUUGUCAAAGUCCAAUUGUCCCGCUCCUUACCUCUGUUCUGGUGACAAGUCCAAGCCUAAUGGCAAGCCCAACGUCGCCAAGGAGCAACGCAACAAGUGGGAUGAGCUCGUCAACAAGUUCUGGCCCACUGCCUUUGUCGACCGGACUGGGGCAAUGUGUGGUGCCAACAAGUCUCCUGGGCAUGUGCGUAAUAUCGCCAUGAAUGGCGGUUACUUCUUCCCCAACCUGGCCAUGUUUUGUGGUGUCACCGACCAAUGGUAG